AUGAGUAUUGAAAAGUACACUUAUGUUGAAAUACCUCCACUUUCUGCUCUGACGGACAAUGGACCCUUGGAGUUCUAUGUGCCCAGAAAUGGUGAGGAUUACCUCGACUUGAACAACACCUUUUUACACCUAACCUGCAAAAUCCUGAAUGCAGAUGGUACCAACAUAGCUAACGAUGCAAAGGUUGGCAUUGUUAACUAUCCAAUAGCGUCGCUUUUCUCACAAGUAGAUGUGAUGCUAGGGGAUCGUCUUAUUUCUCAAUCUAGCAGUACAUACCCAUACCGUGCUACCUUCGAAUGUCUCCUCAACUAUGGAAAAGAAACCCUGGAAACACAGUUUUGCACCAGAUUAUUCUACAAAGACACAGCAAGACAUAUGGAUGCCACUGAUCCUGAUGGUCGAAAUGAUGGUCUUAAACAAAGGGACUGGUUUAGUGCUGACAGCAACACCUUUGACCUGAAUGGACAUAUUCACUCGGAUAUAUUUUUUCAAGAUAAAUUUUUACUUAAUGGCGUUGAUUUGAGGAUUAAAAUGAUUCGCAGUAAAGAUGAAUUUUGCUUGAUGAAGGAAGGAAAUACCAAUUUCGUUCUAAAAAUGCUCAACACUUCUCUUUUUGUGAAGAAAGUAUCCGUCUCACUGGCUGUAAAACUAGGGUAUGCGCAAGCGCUACUUACAGCCACGGCCAAAUAUCCCAUCGAAAGAGUUUGCAUGAAGACUUUCAGCAUGGCUGCAGGGAGUCGCAUUUGCUCACAAGAGAAUUUUUUCCUCGGGCCGUUACCUAAAACCAUGAUCUUUGGAAUGUUAGACAGCAAUGCCUUCAGCGGUUCGUACAACAAAAACCCGUUUAAUUUUAAACAUUACGAUACAGAGUUUGUAGCGCUCUACAUAGACGGUACUCAAUAUCCUGCAAAACCGUUUCAACCGGAUUUCCAGUCCGUGAAAUUCAAUCUUUAA
Messenger RNA from Hemibagrus wyckioides, 954 nucleotides. RefSeq lists its product as uncharacterized. Lineage: Eukaryota; Metazoa; Chordata; Actinopteri; Siluriformes; Bagridae. Gene Ontology annotation, biological process: deoxyribonucleotide biosynthetic process. Gene Ontology annotation, molecular function: ribonucleoside-diphosphate reductase activity, thioredoxin disulfide as acceptor. The transcript has a single exon. The record is from RefSeq and is a predicted model, not a curated record. The coding region runs from base 1 to 954 and encodes 317 amino acids. Gene Ontology annotation, cellular component: cytosol.